Trichomonas vaginalis G3 is the source of this 1452-nucleotide messenger RNA. Its product is annotated as phage tail repeat-like family. Lineage: Eukaryota; Parabasalia; Trichomonadida; Trichomonadidae. The annotation marks the transcript as partial. The transcript has a single exon. The record is from RefSeq and is a predicted model, not a curated record.
AUGUCAAAUGAAACAGCGUCUAUGAGAGAAAUACAACACAACCGACAACUCAUUAUACAAGCUCUAAAUAAGAACACAACAAACUUUUCAAACUAUUCUAAGAUAUCUGAGUCAUUGAAAGAAGGAAACUUAAAACUGACAUUAAACCCAAUGACAGAUGAGUUUCUGUUUCAAGACAAUAAGAACCAUACUGUCUGUAUAAAUCCAACAAAAGGAACUUUAAACGAGAAACCUAUAAAUGAACUUCUUUUGAAAGCAGAUGUUGGCAACAAAGCUGACAAAGAAUAUGUAGACGAUGCAAUAGCAAAAGAAGAAGAAAGAGCUAACAAAGCUUAUGCAACAAAAGAACAUACUCAUCCUGAACUAGCAGACAAAACAUAUGUUGACAAUAAAAUGUCAAGUGAAGUGACAAGAGCUGAAAACGAAUAUUCUAAAAAGACUCAUACACAUUCUAUAUCUGAAAUAACAAACUUACAAGAAACCUUAAACAGGAAAAGUGACGUUGGACAUACACAUACCAUUGCAAAUAUUACAAACUUACAAGAAACCUUAAACAGGAAAAGUGCCGUUGGACAUACACAUACAUCUUCUGAAAUAACAGACUUAAACGUUAGCCUUGAAAAUAAAGCAGAUAAAACAUAUGUUAACGAAAUAUACCAAAGUUUAGUUGGAACAAAAAAUAUUGAAACUAUUGUUGGCGACUUUUCUGUCAAUGAAGAAAACAAAUAUUUUAGAUGGGAGUUUGUACAGUCCUUAGAAAAUGGUACACGGUAUAAACUCAUUCCGAAAAAUAACAAUGAAAUGUAUGUAAGCUAUAAAAAGAACGAUGGUACACAAGUUAAAGUUCCAUUAGACAACAACUGCUACUUAAACUUCUAUGGAGACGAACAAAAGAAAUAUUUAAGAGUUUAUGAAAUGACAGAUAUGACAUUGCCUGACCCAGCUCCAGCACCAUACUAUUAUGACUAUGGAGAUGACGUUAGAACACCACAUGUAGAUGAACAAAAGCUAACAUUAUAUUUAGAUUAUUAUAGAUAUAAAAGAUAUAAUGCAAUAGAAAAAACGAGAAUAGUAUACUAUUAUGAAGAUGACAGAAACAAAUAUUAUAGUCAAGACUUUACCUACCCUGAAAACAUAAGAUUAUAUUAUAAAAAAUAUUCUGACUUAAACCAGAAGAAACCUGAAAUAGUUGCACUAUAUUUUAAGUUCAAAAGAGACAAUCCUAUAAUGUCUCAUAUGUUUGAUUUAAUGAACCCAGUAGGUUCUAUUUAUACAUCUAUGGAAGCAAGAGGUCCUCAAGUAAUGUUUGGUGUUGGUGCAUGGGAACAAAUAGUUGACAGGUUUUUGUAUUGUGCAAACUCUUCAAAGGAAACAGGAGGAAGUAAAACGAUUUCAGGUGAAAAUUUACCUGCGCACAGUCACUACAUAGAUUUAAGUACAUCUCAAGCAGGU